Molecule: messenger RNA, 4740 nt
Organism: Toxotes jaculatrix (banded archerfish)
Lineage: Eukaryota; Metazoa; Chordata; Actinopteri; Toxotidae
Gene: tcf3b
Product: transcription factor 3b
Exons: 21
Coding region: 405-2303 (632 amino acids)
Biological process (GO): regulation of transcription by RNA polymerase II
Cellular component (GO): transcription regulator complex
Molecular function (GO): RNA polymerase II cis-regulatory region sequence-specific DNA binding; DNA-binding transcription factor activity, RNA polymerase II-specific; protein dimerization activity
Source: RefSeq, a predicted model, not a curated record
UCUCAUAGGCGUUUGAAAUCGGACACCGCUGGCGUUGAGGCCCUCACAUUUGUGCGGAGGGAUACGUUGUUGCGUCUGACAAUGUGGACGGAGGUGGUGAAGAUGUCUACGAGAAGAAUGAAAUCAUCUCAGUUGUAACAACAAAAAAGGAAGACGCGACAUUAGCUACUAUAAUAGAUUUGUUUGCACACAGACUUGUUACAUUGAAGCAAACACGUGGGCGCUGUGUGAAAAGCAGGCUUACCGGGACAAAAGGAAGACAUCUACUGUGCUCCAAUGCGUUUCAGGCACUGAGGUCGAAAUUCUCUUGAAGUUUUAUGUUUUUCCCCUUGCGAGUCUCUUUUCUUUUUACUGUUGGAUAUCAGACACUUGGAGAGGAGAGGGUUUAUUAGAGACUGAAGGGUAUGAACGAACAGCAGCAAAGAAUGGCUGCAGUGGGAACUGACAAGGAACUCAGCGACCUCCUGGAUUUCAGUGCGAUGUUCGCACCUCCAGUAGCCAAUGGGAAGAACCGGACAAUGACACUUGCCAGCAGCCAGUUUGGUGGAUCAGCAAUAGAUGAGCGCAGCGGCUCUGGGUCUUGGGGCUCGGCAGAACAGAACAGUCCCUCUUUCAGCCAAGGACGGGGCUAUGGAGAAGGAUCCCACUACAGUGAGCAUGAAGGCUUGUCCACCCCAUUCAUCAGUUCAGGGAUCGCAGGUAAAAAUGAGAGGCCACCAUACCCUCCCUUUGGAAGCCAGCCUGGUUUUCUUCCCAGUGACAUUGCGAUGCCCAGCCCAGAUGCCAUGUCCCCUUCUGGCCUGAAAUCUGGCUCCCAGUUUUACCCAUCAUACCCCAACAACCCCAGGAGAAGGCCGCCUGAGGGAGGCAUAGACACCCAGCCAAAGAAGAUUCGGAAACCCCCUGGCCUGCCGUCCUCGGUCUAUGCCUCCACAUCUGGUGAUGAAUAUGCCAGGGACAAUGGAGGAUAUCCUGGUGCUAAGCCUGGAGCUGUCUACCCUGGCUCUUUCUACAUGCAAGAAGACCCCUGGUCAUCUUCUGGCUACUCUGCCAUGCUGGGCAACUCUCCUCACAUUGGACAGCCAGGCUCCUUCUCCGCAAUUAACCCGCAGGACAGGAUGAACUAUCCUCUGCACGGCAGCGAAGUCAACGGCUUCCACUCAGCCCCCACCACUUACAACCACACAUCCACCAUCAACGGAGAAGGCAUCAUGGCCAGCCGAGGCACCACAGCUGGCAGUUCAGGAGAUGAAAUUGGGAAGGCUCUUGCCUCAAUUUACCCAUCGGACCACAACAGUAAUAACUUCUCCUCAGCUCCGUCUACGCCUGGAUCUCCUCAGGCUAUUGCAGGAGCUCAGUCUCAGUGGCAAAGACCAACCACACCCAACUAUGAAGGGCAACCACACACACUGCAGAAUAAAAUGGAGGAUCGUUUGGAGGAGGCCAUUCAUGUACUGCGUAGCCAUGCUGUGGGCCAAGGCCCAGGCUUAGAGGGCGCCCACUCUGACAUGCACAGCCUGCUGUCUUCAGUACACAACGGAGGCCUUGGAGGCCUCUCUCCAGCUUUUCCUAAUGCGAGCCUUGCCCUCAGCAACAGACAUCCUGCAAUGCAGGGAGGGAAACAUGAGGAACCCACAGGCCUUCCUCCCAGCAGCACUCUUCUGCAUGGUCAUCACGCAUCCGGACCCACACCGUCAGCUGGCCAACCAGAAGGCUUCACCAGUCUCCCUGGUGGUAUGGCCCGCAGCACACACUCCUCCAGCAGCUCAGACAUAAAGAGAGAAGACAAAGAGGAUGAUGAAAACUCUCUUGCAGACAAGUCAGAGGAUGAAAAGAAGGACUCCAAGGUGGCGCGUAGUCGAACAAGAAAGGAGGCGUUGACCCUCCAGAUGCUCUCUGGCCUUUCAGACCAGAAAGAUGAUCAAGACAAUGAAGAUGACGAGGACAUUCCCCCUGAGGUGAAGAUGGAACGUGAGAGGGAACGGCGAGUGGCUAACAAUGCCCGCGAGCGUCUCAGGGUACGGGACAUCAACGAGGCUUUUAAGGAGCUUGGGAGGAUGUGCCAGCUGCACCUCAGCCAUGACAAACCUCAGACCAAACUUCUCAUCCUGCACCAAGCUGUCAAUGUCAUCCUCAAUUUAGAACAACAAGUCAGAGAGCGUAACCUUAACCCCAAGGCAGCAUGUUUAAAACGCCGUGAGGAGGAGAAGGUGUCUGGGGUGGUGGGUGAAGCACCCAUGCAGCUCUCAGGAGGCCAUCCUAGUAUGGGAGGAGAUGGCCACAAUCCAGUUGGCCACAUGUAACACCAGAUUUGGUGGUGUUUCCUUGGCUGUCAGAGGAUGUGGCCUUAACAAAUUUCUUCCACCCAUUAUUCUCAGUGUGUGUGUAUAUGUGGACAUGUCUGUGUAUUGUCCGUUCAAGUUUCAAGAUGCACAUUCACACACUCGUACACACAUGCAUACUGCCAAAACUGACACAGCCUGUUUGUCACACUCCCAACCAUGACUACAAGCUCAAAUGUGAAGAACUUUUUUUUAGUUUUGCUUUGUUUUAUACAUUUAAGAUUUUUUUUUUUUUGGUUUCCACAUGAUGAUGGAAUGCCGGAGUACUUUUUGUCCUGCCACAAAUUGGGACUUCACACACUGCCGAGAGGUGCUCUGGUGAAAGAAAGGAGACCUAAACAAACACAAAUUGAAUCAAGGAUUUGUGCCUAAUUGUUACAUGUUUUCUAUUUGACAUUUAAGCAAAUUGCUUUACAUGUGAGGAACAUUAAUUGUAAGGGAUUGCUUAUGUGUAUGAGCAAUUAUUUUUAAUGUAUGUCAUUCCCAGCGUGAUGGUACAGUCUUACAUAUGUUAUGUAACCAAGCCUAUAGUUGCAGUUGAAUUGUCUAAAUUCAGUGGCUUUUCCAGAUUAUCUGCAGAUGUUUAGGGGGGUGGCAGUGACAAGAUCACAAGGAAAGGUCAAAAUUUUUACAGUUCAAAUGCAGCUUACAUGAAAGAUGGGAACUCUGACCUAGAGGCAGUCUCUGACUGGAGCCCGGUCUCAUCCCACAAGGCAUCUGGAGACUUGGAAUUGAAGACUCCUUCCUUGAAGGUUAUGAAUUAUCCAAGUGGUAGAAUCUGUCAACUGCAAAACUGUUCUUCCUCUGUGUUGACCAUGAAUUCUAGUAUUACUCCAGUAGUUCCUUGUCAUAGGUUCAGGUUUUUGUACUGCUUUAUGUACUAAAGCAUUCAUAGACAAGACAAAGCACAGUUGUAUAGGUUUAGGAUGGAAGUUAAGUGUCGACCCGUAGUGCAUUUCAGUCCCUUAAAGUCUUGUAUAAAAGCCAUUUGAGACUCUUGCUAAGUGAUAAGCACCACUCAGUGCUGUUGCUUUCUUGAAAUGGUUUACUGACAAUGCCAGCAGACUUAGCAGUUCCAAGUUUUUUCUCCCCCUUAAUCAAAUUUUUUUGUAAAAGACAAAAAAAAAAAAAAAAAAUCUGGGUUCCUUUGAUGGAGGGAUCUCAUCAGUGCGCAGAUGUUGACGAGUCUUUGUGUAACGAAGGCUUUCUUUCCCUGAACGAGCAUUCCCACUGAAUUACAGCCCUUCACCUUCCUCCUGAGUAAGUCUGUUCUCACGUUUCUUACUGAGAGAAGUGUGAUGUGUAAAUUCACUUCAUACAUUACUCUGAUAUGUUUCAUUUUUCAAAAUUAAAUAUAUAUAAAAAUAUAUAUUUUUUGUUAGUCUAUACAUUGUAGAUUUUUUACAUAAAUGGCAAUAUUAGUUUGAAGUUUAGAGUGUAUUGUAGAUGAGCUGAAUAAGGGGAUAUUUGACAUUUAAAUGAAUUUGUUCAAAAGUUAAUUCAAAAUUGAACCAGGAUGGCAGAGGAAAAAAAAGGGUCAACAGAUGAUAAAAGACAAAUGUUGAAAGCUUUUGGUGUAUCCUUUAUUCCAGUUUUAGUUGUAAGGCAUAUCAUCAGCUACCCAGAUGAGUUCUUUCUUUCCAUUUGGGGGUAUGUGGACAGAGUUUGUGCUACAAUCUUGUUAAAGUGUUAAGACUUUAGCAGUGAGGCGCUGAGGAAAAAUGUGGGAAGGGAUUUUUGUCUCUAACAGUAAUUAUGCAACUGGUUUUUGAAUGUAGCUACCAUACAAAUGUGGAUCGCCUUCAUUUUCAAAGUUGUGUUCCUGGGUUUUGUCAGUACAGUAUAAUAGUUUUCGUUUCACCUUUUUCUAAUGUCUGCCCUCAACCAAGUGGCUCUGUGUGUGCAGCUCACAGUUUUAGUAUGCUGCACAUUUAUUUUGGAGGCAGACGUCGGUAUUUGGGUGUAAGGUAAUGGAUAAUAUGGAGAACAAAACAGUGUUAUUGUGAUGUUAAUCCCAUGUCAUGUUAUCUUGUGACUGGUUUUUACCGACAUGUUAUCACAAAUGGGAGGUAGAGCAUUUUGUGUGAUUAAUUUCUACAAAAAGAGAUGAAGAAAAAGACCUAUACAAGUCAAUAGUGUGGCCUUUUCAUUCUCAAGACUUAAGAUGUCAUGAUGGGAGAGUGAUACCUUAUCAGUGCCUGAACUUGUAUUUUCAUUUAAGUCAGUUUUAUUUUGUGAACCAUAUCAUUUCAUUUAUCAUGGAGAUUAAAGAGGUACUUGUUCAUUCCCCCACCCUCCCUUCUCCUAAUGCUUUUUUCAAUUUUCAGGAAGAAGUUUAAAUGGUAUAAAGAGAUUUUCUUUCAGUGUAUCUAGUUAAAUAAAUAAAUGUUACAUAGAU